Messenger RNA from Dendronephthya gigantea, 834 nucleotides. RefSeq names its product probable 39S ribosomal protein L24, mitochondrial. Gene Ontology annotation, biological process: translation. The transcript is spliced from 5 exons. Gene Ontology annotation, molecular function: structural constituent of ribosome; RNA binding. The record is from RefSeq and is a predicted model, not a curated record. The coding region runs from base 38 to 802 and encodes 254 amino acids. Gene Ontology annotation, cellular component: ribosome; mitochondrion. NCBI's taxonomy places the organism in Eukaryota, Metazoa, Cnidaria, Anthozoa, Malacalcyonacea, Nephtheidae.
UGUUCAAAAUGGCUGCCGACCAAGAGUGAUAUUUGAAAUGUCGGCUCGAAAUAAAGUCGCUCGUGGCUCUAUUAAAAUCCCUUGGAACAAGUUUGGCUAUGAUCGACUUCCAGAAAGAUUUUCCCGAUCUUUGCCCGGCUCAAAAAGGAAGAAUAAACCACGAGUACAGAAAGAAUGGCCCGUUGUCAGAGGCGAUUUGGUUCAGAUCCUGAGUGGAAAAGACAAAGGAAAACAGGGAAAAGUAAAGGAUGUCAUCAGAUCUAAGAACACUAUUCUUGUGGCGGGGUUAAAUACAGAACUUCAAAAAUUGGAUGCAACGGACGCCACACCAGGCACUUUUAUUCGCAUGGAGGAACCAUUGCCUUACUCAGAUGUUGCUUUGGUUGACCCUUCAGACAAACAGCCAACAUCAGUGAGUUUUCGCUUCACGGAGGAGGGAGAGAAAGUGCGCGUUUCAGACAGAACAGGACGGAUCAUUCCUAAACCACCUUGGGAAAGACGGGACUGGAAAGCACGUUCAGCUCUGAAAGAUGGUCCCCAGGACACGAGUCCCGCGAGUGCCACACGCAGUACCUACCUCCCAACAUUACUUCAUUUCCACGAGGAAAUCAUGUUGCUGCAAGGCAUUAAACCUUCCGUACCGAAAACUAAACCUUCACUAAGAGAUAUUAUAAUAAAAGAAAUGGAAAAGAAGCUUCCAUCUACUGAACUCAAAGAAUCUGUACCACAACCUGGACUAUGGAUGAGAAUGUAUUUAUGGUCGCAAAGAUUUUUGGGCAGGUUGCCUUUCUUCAAGAGAUAGCAAAAUGGGAAAUAUGAUAUUUUGAAAAUAAA